ACCAGCGCCAUAAGCACAAGGCGGAGCUUGAAUAUUGAACUUGUUACGGUUUGUCUGCAGUGGUACCAUCAUAACACUGCAAUAUGAAGACGCACUCAUGUGACCGCCGCCCCCUCCAUCCCUGCACAAGUGAAAGGUGCUGUAACUGGGGAAGGAGGUAGACAUGAGGCAUAAAGGAGGAAGGAUGCCAGCCCUGUCCCUCAUCCUUCUGCAUCUUCCACUGCAGCCAGCAUCAGACUAAAGGAAAAACAGAAAAUGGCUCAGUCUGUGAGGAGACCAGAGACUCUGGGAGCCGUGAACCUUGAGCCCCAGAGGGACAAAACUAGGACUAGCUACUUCUGCAAUGUGAAGACCAGGUUGGGAUCCAAGCUGCCUGCUGGCGUCUCGCAGCCUCCACAGUUUGCUAAGCCCCCCUGGGAGACACAACCUCGAGGCCAAAUGAUCCAAGAGGCCACAGUCAGCGGCCGGCUCCAGAACAAACCCAUUGCCGCCCGGCCUCUCAACCACGUCCCUCACAUCAGAAACCCCAAGCUGCGACAGUACUACCUGCAAGGGACUUCAUGGGAACUAAACAAUACUGGAGUGACAAAAGAGCAAGUGGGUGGACUGUCAGAUGACAGGGGUCUCCCCGGAGACACGGUGUUCAGUGUUUCAUCCAAGUUCAAUGGUACUGGUUCGACCCCCACACAACUCAGCUCAUCUGCUCCCCUCAUAACUGCAGAGCAGCUGGUCAUGAAGGGGAAAAAGGCCGUCCCCAGCGAAGGAUCGUCUCCCCCGGGACGGGGCUCGGGCGUCGAACGUCAAAAGAAGCUGGAGGCUGACGUAGGCCCAGACUCCCAACCUGCAGAGAAGCUGGAGGCAGACGGAGCCCAGAGCUGUUUCGAAACACUUGCGGCUCAGCCUCAGUCGCCGUCACCAGAGGCAGAAUAUGACAAACUGCUGGAUGUGGAGGCGGUGCCACUGCCUGACGGACAGCUCUGCUUGUUGGCUCUUCCACCUGAGUGCUGUCAGGGGGAGGGACCAGAGGCCACGCCGUACCUCAAACUGUUCUGCCGCUACAUAACUGACCGCAAGGGCGUGGUUUCAGGCAUCCUGCUGGUGACUUCUAAUAAAAUCUUCUUUGACCCGUGUAAAACUCACCCUCUGGUGACGGAGCAUGGCUGUGAGGAGUAUCUACUGUCUUGCUCUGUUGACAGUUUGGCAUCCGUCUCCUUCUUCUCUGACAUUUCACAUAUGCAUUUCACCACCUUCCAGCAGAGGAAAAAAGAAAAAAGUAUUUUCCAGAAGCUGAAAAAUGCUAAAAGUAGGUUAGGCAGCCUUCCGAACCACAAGGUGGCGGAGUCCACUCCUGGCCCGGUGUCUGCCGCUCCAUCCAAUUUGCCCAGUGUGGCUUUCAGCUUUAGCAAAGAGGUUUGUGAGGACGAAGAGGCAGAGAGCAGAGACAUGGCGGAGGUGGAGCAGGAGCUGGAGAACAGCCCUCACGAGGAGCUGUCUUCAGGUGGGCUGGAUGUCCUGAGCAGUGCUGCCACCUUCUGCUGUGGAGGUCAAGAGUCCAUGGGUCAAGGGAAGACGGAGCUGCAGGACACAAAGACACUUCGGAUGUCGUCAGCAGGAAGCCUCGGGGGGGUGAUGUUUGUGCGGCUGCGGGUUCAGCCGACUCCAGGGAAGAAGAGGGGUUUGGGAAGUUUGCAGACGAGGUCAUCAAAGUCCUCGCUGAGGAGGGAUGCCUGGCUCGCACUGUCACAGGAGAGCUCCGACGAGCUGCGUGCCUACCUGAAGCAUUGUCGGCCAGACUUGCGUAUACUUGAGGGAGAGGAGGAGGGCGAAGCAGAACAUGACGAAGAGGGGUUUGUUCUCAUUGAGGACAAAGAGGAGGAGGAAGAGGAGGAGGAUGAAGAGAUGUUCCAGAGGCACCACAGCUCAGGGGAUGACUGGGAGAUGGUGUUGAUGAUGGAAGAGGGCAAGGACAAGCCGGCCCCGGCCGUUGACCGGGACCCUGAGGGGUUCAAUGCUAUCCUGGAGAGCAGCCACAUUCUGGAGGCCUCGCACAUCAGAGACCUGUGGAAGGAACUGCCCCCCAGGACAGUUGGCCACACGUGUCAGCUGGCUUACAGCACGUCCCGUCACGGCGCCAGCCUCAAGUCUCUUUACAGAAGACUCGGUGCAGCAGACUGUCCCGUGCUGAUACUCAUAAAAGACGCGCUUGAUGAGGUCUUUGGGGCGUUCCUCUCUCACCCUCUGAGACCCAGUGAGAUGUUCUACGGUACCGGAGAGACCUUUCUCUUCAUGUUGCAUCCUCGCUUCAAGUGUUUCAAGUGGACCGGAGAAAACUCCUUUUUCAUUAAAGGAGACUUGGACUGCUUUGCUAUCGGUGGAGGCAGCGGCCACUUUGGGCUGUGGGUGGACGAGAACCUGUACUUGGGCCGCAGCAGCCCCUGCUACACGUUCAACAACUGCUGCCUCUCAGAAAACGACGACUUCCACAUCAUGGAGCUGGAAGUGUGGACGUUCAGCUGAACAGACACUUUCUCCCCGAUUGACUUCAUCGCUGCUGAUGGGCUUCAAGCGAAAAAGACAAACCUUCUCCGUCGUUUCAUGAUAACAUCCAUAUAGGAUAAUGAGCACAAACUGCUGGAUUUAUCACAAACGGCUGAUCUUCAACAGCUCGCUGUCCCAGAGUCGUUCUGAUGGUGGACUCAUUCCUGUGGGUUUGGCGGCCAAACAUGAAUCCUGCUGAAGUGAGUGGAGCUCAACCGCAAUGAAACCAGAUACUUUUAAUCCCCUUUUUUUAAAUUACACAUCUCAGAAAAACGCACUCUGCUCUUAAUGUGAAUCUGAAAUUUAAAAAUACUGCAUUUCGUCAUUUAUGCAAAACAGCGUUGCACCUGUCCCCUCAAUGCAUGCAGUCAUUUAGUUCAUAAUAGAGGUUUUAACACAUUAAUCCAACUGUGAAAGGGUUUCUGAACUGCAUGUGCCAUAGCACACAGUCGCACAAGUACUUUACCCUUUUCUGUAGCCAUUAAUCUCCAUCCUCAUGGCUUUUCCAUCUAUCACCGUCACACAGCGGACGUUAACGUUGACCUCUUGGAGCAACAGUGCAGGAAAAGCUUCUGAGAAGAUCCUCCGUCAUGACCCUCCUGUGGUUUUCAUAUGAAGUGCUGAGUCAGACACCACUGCGUUUUCUGAACAUGUGAGAAAAACCCUGAAGAAUUUCUUUGCAUCCGUGCAGUUUAGUCCCUCAGCUGUGAGCUGCACACGCUCUCAGCUCUCCUCUGAUAUGCUUUGCUUUGGUUGUCCAGUACUGUGGAUUAGUGAAUAAAAAUUAACACUAUGUGAA
Messenger RNA from Cololabis saira (Pacific saury), 3337 nucleotides. Its product is annotated as oxidation resistance protein 1. The transcript is spliced from 16 exons. Bases 256 to 2517 code for a protein of 753 amino acids. Gene Ontology annotation, biological process: response to oxidative stress; regulation of transcription by RNA polymerase II. The record is from RefSeq and is a predicted model, not a curated record. Lineage: Eukaryota; Metazoa; Chordata; Actinopteri; Beloniformes; Belonidae. Gene Ontology annotation, cellular component: nucleus.